AUGGCGCUCGUUUUGGCAGCGAGCACUCGGGAUUGGGCGGAAGUAGAAAGGCUCCUGAAAGUCGGCUCCGAUGUGAACAAGCAAGACAGGUCAGGUCAGUCGUGCCUCAUGUGGACCGCGCAGUGGGACAACCUGAAAAUGGUACGACUUUUGCUCGAAAGAAGAGCUGCAGUGGAUUUGAAGAGCAACCAUGGCGUUUCGGCACUGAUGUUCGCAGCCGACAGCAACGCAAGAGACAUAGUCCGGGUGUUGCUGACGCACAAGGCCAGCCCUGAUGAAAAGUCAAGGCACGGAAUGAAUGCGCUGCUGCUAGCAGCCAAGAAUGGGGCAGCUCAGACUAUACGUGUGCUGCUAGAAGGGCAAGCUGACAUCAAUGCCCAGGGAGCAGGUGGCAUGACGGCCCUUAUGUAUGCUGCAGCCGAUGAUCAUGCGGAUGCCGUGCAGGUGCUGCUGGAUCAUGGUGCCGAUGUGAACGUGCAAAAUCGGGAUCGGCAGACUGCCCUUAUCUUGGCGACGCAGAAGAACGCAACCUUGCGAGCACGACACAACUUUGCUCCAAUGGUGGAGUACGUGAAUGGCGUAUCUCACUUGCCAUCGGUGCUUGACUUCUUGCUGGCAGCUCAAUCUGAGCUUGAGCUUCAAGACCGAGAGGGGAAAAAGGCCUUGGACUACGCAGGUGGCAAGGCAGAGCAACUCCUCAGAAGCUGGCCCAACCGAGUGGCACGCUUGGCGGCGGCACUGGAGGCUUCGUGCUUUUCUCUUGAUUUCCUACGCAGUGGGACGUGUGCACAGGAAACUUAG
This is a messenger RNA of Symbiodinium necroappetens, 801 nucleotides long. The record is from the annotation of a GenBank genome assembly. Lineage: Eukaryota; Dinophyceae; Suessiales; Symbiodiniaceae.